GUUGUUAUUUACAGGCACGGUGCCAAGUGGUGUGCGACAAACAAUCAGUAUUCUCCUCGAUUAAACAUAAUUAAAAGGCAAAAAGUGUUUAAAAGAAGGCCUUAUUCACCAGGAAACCUCAAGAAAUUGAAGGUUCAAGCAAAAUAUUCCUGACAAAUACAAAAAUCACUAAAAAUGCCUGAGGAAAAAUCAGAUCAGGAAAACCAGGUUCCCCAGCAACAGGUGGAGGCGGUGGCAGUGCCAGCAUAUAAUCGGGAAAUGCUGAUGGAUAUGUUGCCCGUUUACUACAGGCGACUUUUUCCUCAUAUGCCCUUCUAUCGCUGGCUCUCCUAUGGACUGACUGAGGACGGCAUAUUCUGCAACCGUGAGAUUUCGUUUACUCUCCACGACGAUAUCUACUUGCGAUACUUGUGCUUUGAGACCCAGGCGGAGUUUGAGAAAGAGAUUUGCUUGAAGCUGCCCGUCAAGAUGGACAUUGGGCCCGUGAUGCAUACCAGACCCAAGAAUAUUCGUACCGUUCCUGGCGGACUGAAUCCGGUUCAACGAGAGCUUGUCUUCGAUAUCGAUAUGACGGACUACGAUCCGGUGCGCACCUGCUGCUCCGAGGCUGAAGUGUGCCAGAAGUGCUGGAAGUUCAUGGUGUUGGCCGCCAGGGUUCUGGAUGUUGCUUUGCGCGAGGAUUUCGGCUUUGAGCAUAUACUCUGGGUCUUCUCCGGUCGGCGAGGCAUCCAUUGUUGGGUAUGUGAUCACCAGGCGAGACAUCUCGAUGGACGCGGUCGCUACGCCGUUGCGGAGUACCUGAACCCCAUCUCCUAUGUGAGUUUUGCGGGCCAAAACUCGCCCAGAUGCCCGAUGGGAGAUCGAACGCAUCACAGCCUGAAGCGAGCCCUUAAGAUCGUGGAGCCCAUGUUCGAGGAGAUCAUUCUGAAGGAUCAGAAUCUCUUUGGCACACCCAAAGGGGUUACCAAGCUACUCCAAAUGGUGUCCGACGAUGCAGCCCGUGGCGAGCUUGAGUCCUAUCUGCAAAAGAGCCUAGAGGACGGCGCCCACUCUCGGCUCGUGUGGGAGAGCUUUCUAAAGUACUCCAAUUCUAUGAAAACCUCCACUGCCAGUGCCUGGAGCCGAAAGCUCAAGAACAUAGUACAGGAAGUGCAGCUCGGACUGCUCUAUCCACGAUUGGACAUCAAUGUCACUAGGGGUUUUAACCAUUUGCUGAAAGCCCCAUUUUGCAUCCAUCCCUCCACGGGCAAGGUCUGCGUCCCCUUCAGCGUUAGCGCUGUGGCCAAGUUUGAUCCCACCACGGUGCCCACGAUCACCCAGCUGCUCCACGAGAUCAAUGCUUUUGACGACAAGAGCAAGAGCUAUAUGGAGGCGCCGGAGGACAAGAGCCGGAUCAAGGAUCACAAGAAGACCAGCAUGUUCAAGGGUGUGGUGGUCUUCGAGGAGUUCCUGCGCAAGCUGGAGCGCAGCCACAAAGCAGCCAGUCUGCAGUUUUGAUUACAUUUUUUAAUUAAUGUCGAAA
Molecule: messenger RNA, 1522 nt
Organism: Drosophila serrata
Lineage: Eukaryota; Metazoa; Arthropoda; Insecta; Diptera; Drosophilidae
Gene: Prim1
Product: DNA primase small subunit
Biological process (GO): DNA replication, synthesis of primer
Source: RefSeq, a predicted model, not a curated record